GUUUGGCGGGUAUACAAACUAACAUUGGACUAAAACAACAUGAGCAUCAGACCAAAAGCCCCUCUUCUCUUCACUCUCUAGAGAAACCUGGUUUUCUAGAGAGAGAGUAAACAUAUUACAUAAUACCAUACAUUCUGAUCAAUCUCUCCGGGAGAGAGUGAGAGAGAGAGAGAGAGACUGUGUAGGUUUUUUAAUAUAUAGUUUGUGUUGUGUUUGUUAUUCCGUUUUUGCCCUUUGUUUGUGCAUUUUGUAAAGGUUAAGCAGAUAUUUUAAUGGAGUUGUACGGACAUGGAGCGGGUGCAAACGGGUCAAGUGGGGAUCGGGUUGCAGAGUGGCCUACUGCUGGUCAGGAAACUGGGCUUGAAGAGUCUAUGAUGAGGUUGGGGUUAUUCGGUGGGGAGUUUUAUCCGGAGAGGGGAGGUGUGCAAAACUGUGCCUAUUAUAUGCAGACGGGAUCAUGUGGUUAUGGAAACAAAUGUAGGUAUAAUCAUCCCCGUGAUCGCAGCUUGGUUGGCGGAACUGUAAGGACUACAGGAGGCGAGUUUCCAGAGCGAUUUGGUGAACCAGAAUGCCAGUUUUAUUUAAGGACCGGGACUUGUAAAUACGGUGCCACAUGUAAUUUCCAUCAUCCUAGAAAUGGAGGUGGAUCAUUGAGCAAUGCACCAGUAAAUAUUUAUGGAUACCCAUUACGUCCGGGGGAGAUAGAAUGCGCGUACUAUAUGAAAACAGGGCAUUGCAAAUAUGGUAUAACUUGCAAAUACCAUCAUCCUCAGAUGCCUGGCUUAUCAGUGGCAGCACCUGCACGCCCAUCUUAUGCAACUGUGCAGUCUUCAGUUCCUCCUCCUGAACAGUAUGGAGGAGCUACAACUAACUAUGGGGUUCCAAGACCUCCGUUAUUGCCGGGGUCAUAUGUACCAGGUGGUUAUGGUCCACUGCUGCUUCCCCAGGGCGUGAUGCCUGUUCCAAACUGGAGUCCUUAUUCAGGACCUGUAAGCCCUGCAAUGUCUCCUGGUGUGCAACCUUCAGUCAGAGCGGCUUCUUUGUAUGGCAUGACACCGCUAUCUUCUUCCGCUCCUGCAUUUGGAGGACCUUAUGCUCCUCUACCUUCGUCUGCUGGUCCUUCAACUACUAGCCAGAUGGAACACCUGUUUCCACAGAGACCAGGCGAAACAGAGUGUCAAUACUACAUGAAGAAUGGGGACUGCAGAUUUGGGCUCUCUUGCAAGUAUCACCAUCCAGCAGACUGGAUGGCAUCAAAGAAAAAUUGUGUUCUUAGCCACUUAGGGCUACCUUUACGCCAGGGUGUGCAGGCCUGCAAUUUCUACAUGCAGAAUGGACACUGCAAAUUCGGCCAUACUUGCAAGUUCGAUCAUCCAGUGGCUGCUUCAGAUACCAUACACCAGCUUCACCUCUAAUGACAUAGCUAAAUGCUAUGUGCUUUAGGUGUACUAGGGUGUAAACCGCAUCCUCGUUAAACUUAGGUUACAUAUUGGAAACACAGCAAGAUGUACAGGUUUCACAUCUUGAAUGUCCAGCUCUACCGUCAAAUUUUCUGGUCUAAAACAUUUAGUCGCAGACUCGCAGCAGAAGACAAGGGAAACUCGACAUUGAGUUAAACCCGUAAAGAAUGCUGCUAAAUAUAUUACAUAAUUAAGGUCUUGUUGAACGUUUUGUCCUUGUUUAUUUAGCUUUAGAUCUGGAAAGCUGAUGUAGUAUGUUGUGUAAACUUUCUUGCCCAGCUCGGUUACAUGGCCCCGGUGUAUAUACAUAAAUCGGGAGAAUCUUUCUGGGACA
This is a messenger RNA of Daucus carota subsp. sativus, 1794 nucleotides long. RefSeq names its product zinc finger CCCH domain-containing protein 32. Bases 273 to 1415 code for a protein of 380 amino acids. The transcript is spliced from 7 exons. Gene Ontology annotation, molecular function: metal ion binding; mRNA binding. Lineage: Eukaryota; Viridiplantae; Streptophyta; Magnoliopsida; Apiales; Apiaceae. The record is from RefSeq and is a predicted model, not a curated record.